AUGAGAGCCAUAAUAUCCCGUCACCUUUCACUCCUCAAUUCUAGGAUCACCACCCCAACCCCAUCCUCUCUUUUUUCUAUAAGAAAUACCACUACUUGUACCAUGUCAAACUCACAUCAUUCCUCUGCUUUCAACACACCCAGAGUGGUUCUCAAGAAGGUUUUGGCCAAAUCUCAACAUGAAGGGGAUGGGGCUGUUGUUAGAAGAGGCAUUGGAAGGAGUGACUUGAAGAACUUGGAUCCCUUCCUGAUGUUGGAUCACUUCUCAGUAUCUCCUCCCGCCGGAUUUCCUGAUCAUCCACACAGAGGUUUUGAAACUGUCACCUACAUGUUAGAGGGAGGUAUUACUCACCAAGAUUUUGCUGGCCACAAGGGUACAAUAAGAGCUGGUGAUGUUCAGUGGAUGACUGCAGGCAGGGGAAUAAUUCACUCUGAAAUGCCCGCAGAAGCAGACAACAACAAGGGAUUGCAAUUAUGGAUCAAUUUAUCCUCCAAGGACAAAAUGAUAGAGCCUAACUACCAAGAACUUCCAAGUGAGAACAUACCAACAGCAGAAAAAGAUGGGGUUGAAGUGAGAGUGAUAGCAGGAGAAGCAAUGGGAGUGCAAUCCCCUGUGUAUACUCGAACACCAACCAUGUUCCUUGUUUUCUCCAUGAUGCCCGGAAGUGAGUGGCAUCAGAGCAUUCCAGAGUCGUGGAAUUGCUUUGUUUAUGUGAUUGAAGGAGAAGGGGUUUUCGGGUGUCAAAGUUCAUCCCCAACUGUGGCACAUCAUGUUCUUGUUCUGAGUCUAGGUGAUGGACUUAGCGUGUGGAACAACUCUUCAAAGCCUCUGAGGUUUGUUGUGAUAGGAGGACAGCCACUGAACGAGCCAGUGGCUCAGUAUGGGCCAUUUGUGAUGAACACACAGUCUGAGAUUGAGAAAACUCUUGAAGACUAUCAAUUCGGGAGGAAUGGGUUUGAGAUGAGGAAGUAUUGGAGGUCUCAAUAG
Sphenostylis stenocarpa is the source of this 987-nucleotide messenger RNA. NCBI's taxonomy places the organism in Eukaryota, Viridiplantae, Streptophyta, Magnoliopsida, Fabales, Fabaceae. The record is from the annotation of a GenBank genome assembly.